AUGGCGCCGCCUUGUGGCUCUUUAAAGAGCGACACUCAGAACUCUUUACGGUGUGUUAGAGUGAAUCUGGUGGUUUAUCUGAGUGUCAGAGCAGCAGCAGCAUCUGUGUUUGAUGUUGUGUCUGGUCUCAGUUUCUGCUGCACAGUUUACUGGGAGGAUCUGGACUCCAGUCUUCGUAAACUCAACUCCCGUCUCUUCGUCAUCCGCGGUCAGCCGGCCAACAUCUUCCCGCGCCUCUUCAAGGUAGAGACAGCCCUGUUUCCGAAACCACCCAACACAGACAAUGCAACGUUCUCGACAGCCCUGUUUCCGUCCUGCAGCUGGUUUCUCGUCAGCCCUGUUUCCGUCCUGCAGCUGACACACACACACACAGACACACACACUCACACACACACACAGACACACACACUAACACACACACACACACACACACAGAUGGAUAGGUUCUUGCAUCAUGGCUGUGUGUGUUCAGGGUUCGACACUGAGUGUUUGGAUCCUGCUGUUUGGCCCGGAGGAGAGUCAGAGGCGCUGAAGAGGUUGGAGCGACACUUCGGACCUGACUCUAACACGGCGUGGCAGGAGAACUUCGAGCGUCCGAAGAUGAGCUCCAGUCCGCUGCUGGCCAGUCCGCUGGGCUUGAGCCCGUACCUGCGCUUCGGCUGUCUGUCCUGCCGCCUGUUCUACUACAAACUCACCGAACUCUACAACAAGGUGAAGAAGAACGCAAGCCCGUCGAUCUCUCUGUACGACAAGCUCUUAUGGAGGGAGUUCUUCUACACGGCGGCGAGCAACAACCCGCGCUUCGACCGAAUGGAGGGAAACCCCAUCUGCAUCCGCAUCCCGUGGGACAGGAACCCCGAGGCGCUGGCAAAGUGGGCCGAGGCCAAGACUGGCUUCCCGUGGAUCGACGCCAUCAUGACCCAGCUGCGUCAGGAGGGCUGGAUCCAUCACCUGGCGCGGCACGCCGUGGCCUGCUUCCUGACGAGAGGAGAUCUGUGGAUCAGCUGGGAGGAGGGCAUGAAGGUGUUCGAGGAGCUGCUGCUGGACGCAGACUGGAGUGUGAACGCCGGCAGCUGGCUCUGUCACUCCUGCAGCUCCUUCUUCCAGCAGUUCUUCCACUGCUACUGUCCCGUGGGAUUCGGACGCAGGAUUGACCCCAACGGAGACUUCAUCAGACGUUACUUACCCAUGCUCCGAGACUUUCCGACCAAGUUCAUCUACGACCCCUGGAACGCACCGGACGACGUGCAGCGCGCCGCCAAAUGUGUGAUCGGCGUGGACUACCCCAAACCCAUGGUGAACCACGCCGAGGCCAGCCGCCUGAACAUCGAGAGGAUGCGGCAGAUCUACCAGCAGCUCUCCAGAUACCGCGGACUCAGUCUUCUCGCAACUGUUCCGUCCAACCACAUGGAGGUCGUGGGCGUAAGUGAAGCUCAAGCGGCGCCCCCUACACGCCGGAGGACCCAGAGCAGCACUUCGUCUCAGCGGGUCAGGAGAGAGCAGCCUGGACCGAGCGGAGCGAAACAUCGCAGCGCAAGACACCGACACGCCCUCAGCCACCGUACAUCGCCCUACACCCCCCAGAGCGACCUGACGGAGCGCGGCCACGAGUUUGCCGUCCCUCAACAACCAGGGCGUCUGAUUUGGCCGGUUGGGGGCGGGACUGGAAGGAGAGAACGGGAGGAGGCGGAGCUUAACGGUUGCCAUGGUGAUGACGGCCCCUCCUCCUCCUCGUCAGCGCUAAAACUCCAAGAUGAUGAAAAGAGGCAGGAAGACGCGGGGGGCGUGGCCUUCUCUUCCUAAGCUCCACCCAGUGAUGGAUUC
This is a messenger RNA of Cyprinus carpio (common carp), 1824 nucleotides long. RefSeq names its product cryptochrome-2-like. The record is from RefSeq and is a predicted model, not a curated record. Gene Ontology annotation, molecular function: FAD binding; DNA binding. Gene Ontology annotation, biological process: negative regulation of DNA-templated transcription; entrainment of circadian clock by photoperiod; circadian regulation of gene expression. The coding region runs from base 1 to 1803 and encodes 600 amino acids. The transcript has 12 exons. NCBI's taxonomy places the organism in Eukaryota, Metazoa, Chordata, Actinopteri, Cypriniformes, Cyprinidae. Gene Ontology annotation, cellular component: nucleus; cytoplasm.